This is a messenger RNA of Rubroshorea leprosula, 2335 nucleotides long. The record is from the annotation of a GenBank genome assembly. NCBI's taxonomy places the organism in Eukaryota, Viridiplantae, Streptophyta, Magnoliopsida, Malvales, Dipterocarpaceae.
GAUUUGACAAUUGUAUUAGGGGCUAACUUUCUGCUCCGCUCAUUUUUAUUCUCUCUGUUUUCUCUCCAUAUUUCCUUUGACUAAAUAUCCUGGCAACUCAUAUAUCUUCAGUAUCAUUGCCCCCUUUUCCAUUGUAUCACGGAAAUGAUGAUUUCUCUUCUUCAGAAAUUCAAACCUUUUCUUCUGUUUUUGAUCACAAUCUUUGUGCUGAAUUUCGGAUUCAUCACUUGCGAAUCACCCUCGAUUUCGCCCAAAUGUUUCGAUAAAUUUAAUACCUCAACAAAUUAUCAAUCUGACGUUCAAGCCCUGAUGGAAGUUUUUUCCUCCAAAUCUUCCCAAUAUACCUUCUACAAUGAUUCUUUUAGAGGAGUCUAUGGCCUGUUUCUCUGCAGAGGUGAUGUUGAUAGUAGCACUUGCCAAAGUUGCAUCAAUGAUGCCACCGUAGAUCUGCCAAAAACUUGCUCUUCUUAUCGAGGUGGAGUCAUCUGGUAUGAAAAAUGCCUGUUACGCUACUCGAAUACCGAUUUCUUCGGUGAAGUAACAUUUGAGCCAGACUCCUAUAUCUAUAUGAGGAAUCUAGAACACAAUACUUCACCUGAAGACGACUCGGCGGUACUUAAUUUGCUAAAGGAAGCGAUUGAGCGAGCUGCUCAGAACUCAUCAAAGCUUUAUGGGACCCAGGAAGGAGUUGUGCCUAGUAAUGUGUCUCGGAAUAUAUAUGUCCUGGUGCAGUGCACAAGAGAUCUCAAUAGAAGUUCAUGUUACUCUUGUUUGAAGGAAAUAACUGAUCAACUCCGGAGUUGUUGCCUGGGGUGGGCAGGGUGGCGCUUCUUAACCCCAAGUUGCUUUGCAAGAUUUGACGAAUACGUUUUCUAUUCAGGAGCACCACAACCUGCUCCUGCAGCACCUCCCACGCCCAAUAGAGGGAAAGGGGAAGGAAGGACAAAGAAGGUUGUGAUCAUCUCUGUAUCAUCAUUAACAGCUGUCCUUGUUGCAUUCUUUCUUGCUGGCUUCUUAUGUUUUUCAUUCUGCGGGAAAGGACUGAAAGGGGGAGGAGCAAGUGAAGAGAUUCUGUCAAGAAAUUCUCAAGGCCCAAAUCAAAGGCGCAUUGUCGAGACAGUAAGGAACGAGAAUACAGAAGAUAUGUUGUUUGAUAAAGGGAAAACCAGCACAAGCAAUGUUGAACUCCGAGAGGUAACAUUAUUCAAAUUUGUGGAAUUGGCAACCUCAACAAACAACUUUAAUACGACAAAUCUGCUAGGACAGGGAGGUUUUGGUCCCGUAUACAGGGGAACAUUGCAAAAUGGACAGGAAAUAGCGGUAAAGAGACUGUCAAGGGCAUCAGGGCAAGGGGUAGACGAAUUUAAGAACGAAGUGUUGGUCAUCUCCAGUCUCCAACACCGAAAUCUUGUAAAACUCCUAGGAUGUUGCGUUGAGGGAGAAGAGAAGAUUUUGGUCUACGAGUACAUGCCAAACAACAGCCUGGACACAUAUUUGUUUGAUUUGCUCAAGAAAGAACUCCUAGAUUGGAGGAAACGUUUCAACAUUAUUGAAGGAAUAAGUCAAGGUCUCCUUUAUUUACACCGACAUUCUAGACUGCGGAUUAUUCAUAGAGAUUUAAAAGCAAGUAACAUAUUACUAGAUGAAAAGUUACAACCAAAAAUUUCAGAUUUUGGGUUGGCGAGGAUUUUUGGAGACAAUGAAGAUCAAGCCAAUACCAAAAGGAUUGUUGGAACAUAUGGCUAUAUGCCUCCUGAAUAUGCGAUGGAAGGACUAUUUUCAGAGAAAUCUGACGUAUAUAGCUAUGGUGUUUUACUGUUAGAGAUUGUAAGUGGGAAAAGAAACAACGGUUUUGACCAUGAUGAACAUUUAAGCCUUGUGGGAUAUGCUUGGAAAUUGUGGAAUGAAGGCAACAUUUUGGCUUUGGUUGAUAACAUGGUCGCUGAUCCAUCUCAUGAUGAAGAGGUUCUAAGGUGCAUAUAUGUGGGAUUGCUGUGCGUGCAAGAAUUUGCGAAAGAUAGACCUAACAUGUCCACAGUCAUUUCAAUGCUUAACAGUGAAAUUGUGGAUCUUCCUCGUCCAAAACAACCUGCUUUCAUUCUAAAACAGAACAAUGCAUCAGAUGCAGAGUCCUCUGCACAGCAUGAUCAACAGAGAUGCUCUCUGAACUAUGUGACUCAAUCAACGGUCCAAGGACGAUAAGAGAAAGUUCUUCAUGUUAGAAUAUCAGUAUUUAUUUUAGAAUAUUAUAUUCAUAUUAUCAUUAAUUAUAUACAUUUAAGUUAAUUAGUUUUAUACCUAAAAAUAUUCUUAGGUAUAAAAUUAUACAAUAGAC